Messenger RNA from Mugil cephalus (flathead mullet), 3816 nucleotides. RefSeq names its product influenza virus NS1A binding protein a (gene ivns1abpa). Gene Ontology annotation, molecular function: protein binding. The transcript is spliced from 15 exons. The record is from RefSeq and is a predicted model, not a curated record. Lineage: Eukaryota; Metazoa; Chordata; Actinopteri; Mugiliformes; Mugilidae. The coding region runs from base 837 to 2789 and encodes 650 amino acids.
CUGCUGUAGUCCAUCUCGUCCUCUCUGCCCAUGUGGGAUGGUAAUAAAACCGUCGGAGUCAUGGUGCACGUUUCAUUCUAUACAUGGCGCGGUAGCGAGGUGGUUAGCCCCUGGGAUUAAGUCAGUCGUGUUAAUUUCUUGUGAGAUCGAUGUCUCUCUUUUUCUGGGUCAGUUGAUUUGGAGGCGAGUGAAUUCUGAACUACGAGCGGAUGCUUCAUGCGAGUGUGAGUGCGGUUGUUGUGUUUGAAGCACGAAUAAUGGCCAACUUAAAAUCACAAUGCAGUUGUGUAAGAGGACCUUCUGACUGUCUGAAUGGCCGUCAGAAAUUGCUCCCUCCUGCAUUGUGCUUAUAGGUCAGUUGCCAGAAACGAGAGGGUUCCAGUUGGGAGGAGCCAGCCGACAAGGCCGGUCACAUAAGAUAGCUUUGGAGUGGCCUCACUUCAGACGGCGCGGAGACGGAGCUGAAGGCAUGAGACGGAUUAAACGGUCUUGCUUGCCCUGGUGGGAUGUAGCAGCAGGUUAUAAUGUAUGACCAACACAGAAUAAGUACAACUCUAUAGCCAACGGGAUCCCGAGGACUUGAUUACAGUCGCUUCAAGCCUGAUAGUUUGUCCGUGCGGCUGCUCCCCCUCUCCCUUCUGCUCACGCCCGUGCAGUCGACUGGCAUUUCUUCUGACGACUCCCCGUCCCUCUCCUCGGGUGAAGAAGACCUGGUUCCACUGUGACCUCAGUCUACUUAGCCUCUCGCCUUCAUUUAGUUCCUGUCUACUCUCGGCAGUGGCACUUCCCUGGAUUUGCAUUAUUCUCUAUUAGGAAAACCAACACAAUUUACCAAGAUGAUUCCAAACGGUUAUCUGAUCUUUGAGGAUGAAAGUUUCCUGGAUUCUACCGUGGCCAAAAUGAAUGCUCUGAGAAAGAGUGGUCAGUUCUGUGAUGUUAGACUGCAGGUGUGCGGUCAUGAGCUGAUGGCUCACCGUGCUGUUCUGGCUUGCUGUAGUCCCUACCUGUUUGAAAUCUUCAACAGUGACAUCGAGCCUCACGGAGUCUCUCAUGUCACCUUUGAGGACCUGGACCCAGAGGCUGUGGAGAUCUUGCUCAACUAUGCCUACACUGCCCAAUUGAAGGCAGACAAGGAACGGGUCAAGGAAGUUUACUCUGCAGCCAAAAGGUUCAAAAUGGAGCGAGUCAAACAGAUUUGUGGUGACUACCUGCUGUCUAAAAUGGAUUCCCAGAAUGCCAUCUCCUUUCGAAAUUUUGCCAGCUCUAUGGGAGACGGCAGAGUUUUGGCCAAGGUGGAUUCCUUCAUCCAAGACCAUCUGCUGGAAGUGUCCGAACAAGAAGACUUCCUUAAACUUCCCCGCCUCAAGUUAGAAGUAAUGCUAGAAGACAACCUGACUCUGCCCAGCAAUGGCAAGCUCUACUCGAAGGUACUCAACUGGGUGCAGCGCAGUCUUUGGGAGAACGGAGACCAACUGGAACGACUGAUGGAGGAGGUGCAAACGCUGUACUACUCACCUGACCAUAAGCUGGUGGAUGGAGGGCUGGUGAUUGAAGGGCACAGUGAGGUGUUUGGUGGCGAGGAGGACCACCUUCAGUUUGUUCAGAAGAAACCCGUACGGGAGAGCACCCAGAGACAGAUGAGCUGCAGCUCCUCAGGAAGCCUGUCGCCCUCCAACCAAGCUGCAAAUGCCCCAAAGCAGACUGCCAGGAGAGAGUGGAAAUACAUCGCCUCCGAGAAGACCACAAACAACACCUACCUGUGUCUGGCUGUGCUGGACGGUGUGCUGUGUGUGAUCUUCCUGCACGGUCGCAGCAGCCCUCAGACAUCUCCCUCUGCCACACCCUGCCUGAUGAAGAGCCUCAGCUUCGAGGCCCAGCCCGAGGAGCUGGAAGAGCAUCCGCUCUCGCCCAUGCAUUACGCGCGCUCGGGGCUGGGCGCUGCAGCCCUGAAUGGAAGAGUCAUCGCAGCAGGAGGUUACAACAGAGAAGAAUGUCUGAGGACUGUGGAGUGUUACGACCCCAAGGAGGACCGCUGGACCUUCAUCGCACCCAUGCGGACUCCGAGGGCUCGAUUCCAGAUGGCUGUUCUCAUGGGUCAGCUGUACGUGAUCGGAGGCUCAAACGGACAUUCUGACGAGCUGAGUUGUGGGGAGACGUACGAUCCACACGCUGAUGAGUGGGCUCAAGUGCCAGAGCUGAGGACAAACCGCUGCAACGCAGGUGUCUGCUCCUUGAACAACAAACUGUACGUUGUGGGAGGGUCGGACCCCUGCGGGCAGAAGGGCCUGAAGAACUGUGACGCUUUUGACCCUGUGACCAAAACCUGGUCCAACUGUGCCUCCCUUAACAUCAGGAGGCACCAGGCAGCAGUGUGUGAGUUGGAUGGCUUCAUGUACGUGAUCGGAGGGGCAGAGUCGUGGAACUGCCUGAACACUGUGGAACGCUACAACCCCGACAACAACACCUGGACUCUGGUAGCCCCCAUGAACGUGGCUCGCAGGGGGGCCGCCGUUACCGUGCAUGCCGGCAAGCUGUUCGUCGUUGGCGGCUUCGACGGCUCCCACGCCCUGCGCUGUGUGGAGGUGUACGACCCCGCCCGCAACGAGUGGAGGAUGCUGGGCAGCAUGACGUCGUCGCGCAGCAACGCGGGCGUGGCCAUGCUGGGCGAGACCAUCUACGCCGUGGGCGGCUUCGACGGAAACGAGUUCCUGAACACGGUGGAGGUUUACAACCCGGAGACGGACGAGUGGAACGACUGCACCAUGUCCCUGUCCCCCCUCUCUGACUGAGGAGGGGGGGAGACACGGAGGAGGGAGAGAGAGCGAGGGGUUUUGUUGGGGGGGAGUUUUCACAGUGCUUCACCUUUUUCCAAACUAACAGGCUUAGUGACGUAAUCGUGUUUCGUGACGUUCUGUGUGUAUGUAUGAGCGGGUAUGUGCGGGUGGGGGACGAAGGGGAAGUCGGGGCGAGGGUCUUCAGUGAAGACUGGCUUGUAUUUGACGGGUGGGGAGGGGGGGAGGGUAGAGGGAGGGGUUGUUGCCUAAAGCAACUUGACGCCUUUGCAUAUUGCAUACAAUGUUUUCCGUGCUGUAUAUAUUUUGUUUCUUCCUCAUUUUUUUGUCAUAUGCCAACAUUUACUACACAUUUAGUGCUUUUCUUUUUCUCUUAGAGUUCAAAGGUUUGUCAUUUUCAGGGUUUUCAGAUGAACUUUCUACUAUUGGUCACUGACGAUGUGACACAGUAUGGAGUGGUGAUAGUUGACUGUUGGAAAGUUUCAACUUUAUUUAACAAUAUUCCUGUUGUGGAAAUGUAGUUUCUUGCUCGCAUAUUUCAAGGUCAGUGGUUUUCAAGCCUUACUCAAGAGUGUGAGUUGAUAAAACACCCGUCAUGGCUUUUUUUUUUUUUUUUUUUUUUGUCAUUUUAAUCAAGCUGGAUUGCUUUUUGAAUCUUAAAUGAUGGCCUUUUUUAUAUUUUUUAUACACUGCUGAUUUACCAGUAAAAAAAAAAAAUAAAAGUAGUAGCAAAACAGCUUGAGUCAUUGAAUCUAACCAGUGCCAGAUUUAGUUCACUUCUUGUGCACACACACACCACGCACAACCAUGCUUUGCUAACCAAACUUUUGUUAUCGUGAUUUAACUAAUUGAUGUUUGUAGAGAUGCAGUUUACUGAAGAUCCUUGUUUUUUUUUUUUUUCUUUCUUUCUUUCUCUCUUGUGUUUUAAAGUGUCAGGCAUUGGCAGAUUCUUCUGGAAGGAAUGUUAAAGAAAGAAAAUUAUCACAUUUGUAACAUUUCUUAAUUAAUAAAUCAUUUAAAUCUC